CUGGGCAAGGGGCAGCCAGUGCACCAGCUACUGUCAAAGCCCCUUUCCCUGGUGGCAAGAGACUCGUGAUGUUCUGGACCCGUCGGGCACUCUCCUCCCUCGCUGGGCCCUCCUCUGGGGACUGGCGGCCCCUGAACUUCGAUGGCGGGGCCUUCCACCUCAAGGGCACAGCAGAGCUGGCCCGGGCUCUGCUGGUGCUGCGGCUGUGUGCCUGGCCCCCUUUGGUCACCCACGGGCUGGCGCUCCAGGCCUGGGCUCAGCGCCUCCUGGGCGCGCGGCUCUCCGGUGCGCUUCUCCGAGCAUCUAUCUACGGGCAGUUUGUGGCUGGGGAGACGGGAGAGGAGGUGAGGGGCUGUGUCCGGCAGCUCCAGGCCCUAGGCCUCCGGCCUCUGCUGGCGGUGCCCACUGAGGAGGAGCCGGACUCGGCUGCCAAGACAGGUGAGGCCUGGUACGAGGGAAACCUCAGUGCCAUGCUGCGGUGCGUGGACCUGUCGCGAGGCCUCCUGGAGACCCCCGACCUGGCUGGGAAGAACCUUAUGCAGCUGAAGGUGACGGCGCUGACCAGCACGCGGCUCUGUAAGGAGCUAACCUCGUGGAUCACAAGGCCAGGGGCCUCCUUAGAGCUGAGCCCAGAGAGGCUGGCAGAAGCCAUGGACUCUGGGCAGAACCUCCAGGUGUCCUGCCUCAACACCGAGCAGAACCAGCAUCUCCAGGCUUCUCUGAGCCGCUUGAACCAGGUGGCACAGUAUGCCCGGGCCCAGCAAGUGAGGCUCCUGGUGGAUGCUGAGUACACCUUCAUCAACCCUGCGCUCUCUCUGCUGGUGGCCGCCCUGGCUGUGCGCUGGAACAGCCCCAGGGAAGGCGGGCCCUGGGUGUGGAACACUUACCAGGCCUAUCUGAAGGACACACCUGAACGACUGGGACGUGAUGCCGAGGCGGCGCGCAGGGCGGGCCUGGCCUUUGGAGUGAAGUUGGUACGAGGGGCCUAUCUGGACAAGGAGAGAAAAGUGUUCCAGCUCCAGGGGACAGAAGAUCCCACUCAGCCUGACUAUGAGGCCACCAGUCGGAGUUACAGCCGCUGUCUGGAGUUGAUGCUGAGACUCGUGUCCCACCAUGGCCCCAUGUGCCACCUCAUGGUGGCUUCCCACAAUGAAGAAUCUGUUCGCCUGGCAACUAAGCGUGCCCGCGGAUCCCGGAAGUCCUAGAUGGACGAGGAAUUGUCCCUUAUUUACUGGUGUGUGGGGAAGUCUGAUGGUUCCAGGAAAUGACUGGGACUCACUGGAAGUUCUUCAGGAGACUCACAGAGUGCUUAUUUAUCAUUGAGUUUGGAAGGACAGUUCCAUGGAUGACUGGUUUCUGGAACCACCCCCUCCCGCCUUGGAGAGCAAAUCCGUGGAUACCAAAAUCCUUGGGACACUCAAGUCCCUUGUCUAAAAUGGCAUAGUGUUUGCAUGCACAUCUUCUCAUAUACUUCAAAAAAAUUUUUUUAGUUGUAGAUGGACACAAUAACUUUAUUUUAUUUAUUUUUAUGUCGUGCUGCGGAUCAAACCUAGUGAGUGCCUCACACAUGGUAGGCAAGUGCUCUACCACUGAGCUACAACUGCAGCCCCUCGUAUACUUUAAAUCGUCUCUAGAUCACUUAUAAUAUCUAACAGAACAUAAAUGCUGUGUCAAUAGUUGUUAUGCUGUACUCUUUAGUGAAUAAUUACAAGGAAAAUGUAUGUGUUCGGUACAGUCACAGUUUUACAAUAAUAUUUUUCAUCCUUGGUUGGUCCAAUCUGAGGACGCCGACUCCAUAGAUACAGAAGACCAACUGCCCUUCAGUGUUGACUUUCCAGAACAACCUGUGUGUGUGCAAUGGCUGACUUGCAGCUUUAGAUUCAGUCACUAUCU
This is a messenger RNA of Sciurus carolinensis (gray squirrel), 1893 nucleotides long. RefSeq names its product proline dehydrogenase 2 (gene Prodh2). Lineage: Eukaryota; Metazoa; Chordata; Mammalia; Rodentia; Sciuridae. Gene Ontology annotation, cellular component: mitochondrion. Gene Ontology annotation, molecular function: FAD binding; proline dehydrogenase activity. The record is from RefSeq and is a predicted model, not a curated record. The coding region runs from base 69 to 1205 and encodes 378 amino acids. The transcript is spliced from 9 exons.